CAAAUGCCAUCUCAUGCUGGGCCCUGAUUCAACCAUCGGCUUGCUACAUGCGCGCUCUGAAGCUGGUUUAUGCUCUGAUCGCAGUAACUGUGGUUCCUGUGACGAAAGUUAAGGUGAGUUGGUUGGAAAUUACCGUCAUCGAAUCCAUGGCAAAGGCAAAGUUCGUAUUCCUAAAGGAAUGAGUUCCGAAAGCAACCCGUCAAAGAAGCGCCAUCGAGCUGCGGCUGAGGCAGCCAGAAAUGCUAGUCUCUCAACUGGACCAUUAGUAGCAGUUGACGAUCGGCCUCUUGAACAGGCUUCAGACUUCGCUUUAGCUAAUAAUCUUGAGUCAAUGCAAAUUGAUCAACGUGACUCGUCAAGUAAAAGCAUGGUCUCCGAAGGAGGUGUCUCAAAAAUCUCGCAGUUCACAAAUUGCACGAAUCCAAACUUUGACUCGGUCCAUCGCAUAUGGAAGUCUGGAUCCUCCAUGCAAAAGGAGGUAGUCUCAGUUUUGGCUGCAGUUGCAGAGUUAAUCAAAGAGCGUAAUGGUAAGGAAACAGACGUUGAGUAUUUUGCCGCUCUUACCACAGCGCUAGAAGGCACCAGUAUCAGUGAACCAUGUAGAACGGCUGCUGUUGCUUUUCUGUUACAAUUGAUUGUCAAAAAAGUUCCAAAAGAAGUUUUACAAGCACAGUUCAUGAGAACAGUACAGAUUCUAUACACAAAAAUGUUGGAAAAUUCGGAGCAAAGUGAAAGCUCUCCGCUCAAAUAUCUCUUAUCCAUCCUGGGAGUUGUUCUUCGCGCACAGCCUGCUCGCAUCUGGAACAAUGCGAAUACUAGGAACAUGGUUGUUUCUGUCGCGGCCUUAUGUGCUCAUGAAAAGCCUUGGGUACGCACCAUGGCACGGCGCGUAGUACGUGCAGUGUUAACUGAUCCAGUAACAUCAAUGGAGAAUGGGCUGCAUGCUGCUGCAUCGGGAGUUGGGGUUUUUGUACAGCAGCAACUCCAAGCCGCACUGGGCUCAAAAGGUGGCGACAUGACUAGUGUACGUUAUUUAUGUCUUUUGGAAGGCAUCAUGCACAAAAUGCCUUCUACAUUAUUCAAGCAGCUUGCGGAAACCAUACUCAAAUCGUUUACCAUUGCGGAUCCUAUGGUAAAGUGCAGCGCAUUGCAAUGCCUUUAUCGGUGCUUACAACGUCAACCGUGUGACGCCGCACUUUCGGUUGAGACGAAUGUGCUGCUCGUGAAAGCUCUUACUCAGCUAUCUCCGUCGAGCGAAGAUGUCACAGUAUGUGCAUAUUGGAUGCAGGCAUUAGCAGAAGCACAUGUUUGUCUAACUGCUAAGGAUCCUUACAGUUGCUAUUCCUUACUUCCUGGGACUCUCGAGCUUAUUGUCAAGUUCUUUGACACCGGUGAUGAGCAACUCGCACAGGUCACUUACCAGAUUCUUGCAAGGAUUAUUGAAAGUUGUGUACAAGACAACGAAGCUUGCGCGAAGAAACUGCUUGCAAUGCUAGAUCGUGCUCUAAAUAUACAGUCCACGGUAGUAUGGAAAUAUGUCUUGCGAUCUCAAAUGCGGCUUUUCGAAGCUGCUGGCUCGGUUAUAAUUGGUGACGAGUUUAAUAACGCGUUGAAAACUCUGGCUCUUUUACGCGAAAGUGACAACUGCUGCUGUAAACAGGAACUCGACUUUACGGUCGGAUGUGCCGUACGUCAUGUUGGUGCUCCUGCGGUGUUGGCGAUCAUUCCUUUGGACAUCGAUCCAAAUGCUGCUGUUCUUAGCACGGAGUUUUCUCGCUCGUGGUUGAUCCCGGUACUUCGAGUAAACUUGCAUAAUGCACCGCUAGCCUAUUUCGCUUCCCAUAUUCUUCCUAUUGCCGUGAAGAUAUACAGAAGGCUCUCAACGCUGGAUCCCGUUCCGCAGCGGUUGUACACCACUCUGCAGACGCAGCUGUGGGAGUUGCUCCCUUCGUUCUGUGACUCUCCUUCGGAUCUUGAGAAAUCAUUCCCUCAGCUUGCUCCGGUUCUUGGUGCAGCCAUGAACGAACGAGAUGACCUCAAACUUACGAUCCUUUCCGCUUUGAGACGAGUGGUCAAAUUUGCAUUGCAGCCGGAUGCUCCAGAGCGUAGCGAGGUCGUUGGCGCAUAUGCAAAGAAUUUUAUGCCUUUGCUAUUUAACAUGUAUACUACAAACGUUGAGACCAAUGUUGAUGAUAAGGGAUUGAAAGCAGCAGUGCUCGAUACGAUUCGCACUUAUGCAGAGGUAGCUCCCAAAGAGCUGAUCGAUCAAUUCGUAGAUGCUGCAAUGACAAAAGCCAGAGAUGCAUCUGAUGACAGCGUCAGACAGGCGCGCAUACUGGAUAUUUUGUGCGCUCUUGCACGAACUGCGAACUGUUCCACUCUACAAAAGAUUAUGAGCACGAUUAAUCCAUGGUUUAAUGUGACAGAUACAAGUGGUCUACAGAAGAAAGCAUUCCGAAUCUUGGAGGAAAUUUUGACGAGGAGAGGUUCGCCGGAGUUGGAUACAUUCUUUUCUUCUUGUUCGUCAGAUUUCUAUAAUGCGUUGUCGCGUCCUGUCGCUAGCAUUCAGCCACCUGCUAGGGCCGCUUUUUGUGCAUGUGUUACACUGACGAUCGACUCGUUUGACGAUCUCAAAGCACUUUCUGGAUUUUGCCUUCGAUCACUUGAUGCCACUAUUCUCUCACUUGAUAAGGCUAAUAGCACGCAUACUCGUUCAAAUGCGAGCAAGUGUCUGCAACAUAUGCUCAACAAGCUUGUAGAAGUUGGAGGAGUAAACGAAAAACAUCCAUCUGAAGUAUUGGCGGACUUGUUAGGUCGCAUCUACGAAAUGGCUACCCCGUCAGCUGGGGCUGAUAAUGGAAGCGUAGAAUUGGAUGUUGCGAGAUCAACACUUGUCGCCUUGAAUAUAGUUGCACAGAAACAGUUGAAGGUUCUGAACGGGGGUCACAUUUCACGUCUUGUUGCUCAUGGAUGUGCAUGGAUCGGAGACGGGCGUCCUCCAGUCCGCAUUCUGGUCAUCAGGUUACUUCGUGUACUAGUCCAAAAACUACCGGAGUUCGCUUUGCAACAAUAUCGUGAUCUUUUACUCAGUUCCAUAUUCGAGGGACAACUUACUUGUGAUCUUACAUCAAAGGUCCGAAAAGCCAACCGUCUAUUACUGGAAGUUCUGGUAGCCAAAUUUGGUAUAGACGUGCUGAUGAAGUACACAAAUAAGCCAGAUUGGGUCAAGCAAAUGAGAAAUAUAGAAAAGAUUAAUAGAAGGAAGGAGCGGCAGCUAAAUAAUGAAGCAACAACUAAGGACAGCGAUGAUGAAAAUGUCAGUGAAGCUGAAUCCCGGCUAACCUCACGCACCGCGGGUGCCGACACCAUCCUGAAACUUUUGGAUGAUAGCGAUACUUCUGAAAGUGACGGUGAAGGUGAAAUUGCUGAGCUUCGUAGCAGAACUGGAAGUGUUUGGUUGAAAGAAGACACUGAUAUGGGCGAUGCAACUGAUUUAUUGGAUAGAGAGAGUAUGCUGCUCAAGGUCACCACUUCGGAUCCGGCUCGACUAGCAAAGAAAAAGGCCAAGCAGAUGGAAAAGAAAAAGGAUAAAGAGUCUGGGUUCAAAAUAACUAAAGAUGGAAAGCUAGUGAUUGUGGAUAGCGAUGAAGAUAACGAACGAAAGCGCAAGACUAGGAAGCGAAAGAAUGGUAUAGACGAUCUAGAAGAUGAUUUCCCAUUGGAAGAAAAGAGGAAAAAGAAAAGCAUAAUUGAAGGCGAAAGCGACUCCGAUGAUGAUAGCGAAAAUCUCAACCCCAAGAGCAUGGCGAAAUCUGUUGUAAGCACAACAUCCAGUUGGCGUCCCGGUGGCAAGGGUAUCCAUCGCGAUACAAGCAGUAAAAAAGGCAGUGGUGACAGUAAGAAGAAAGGACAGAAAUUGCAACCUUACGCUUAUAUACCAUUGCGGCAAAAAGGAGGAAAACAGAACCUGGUGAAAGCCCUCAAAGCACAGAAGAAAGGUGGGAAAGCAAAGAAAAUAGUCAAGAUCUGAAAAAAAGGAGCAGUUCAAAAUUUACUUGUUGUGUUUGAGCAAUUCUAAUCAUUGUUAUUUGUUUCGGUUUCUCAUGUUUUCGUUUUAAUGUCGCUACGAGUAUAAUUGCCAAAUAGAUAGCCGAUAAUAUAAAUAAAUACACGAAAUGAACGAAAAUUCUGUUGU
This is a messenger RNA of Cylicocyclus nassatus, 4195 nucleotides long. NCBI's taxonomy places the organism in Eukaryota, Metazoa, Nematoda, Chromadorea, Rhabditida, Strongylidae. The record is from the annotation of a GenBank genome assembly.